Corythoichthys intestinalis (scribbled pipefish) is the source of this 4985-nucleotide messenger RNA. It is a transcript of the gene zc3h4, whose product is annotated as zinc finger CCCH-type containing 4. The transcript is spliced from 14 exons. Gene Ontology annotation, biological process: negative regulation of DNA-templated transcription. Gene Ontology annotation, cellular component: nucleus. NCBI's taxonomy places the organism in Eukaryota, Metazoa, Chordata, Actinopteri, Syngnathiformes, Syngnathidae. Gene Ontology annotation, molecular function: metal ion binding; RNA binding. The record is from RefSeq and is a predicted model, not a curated record. The coding region runs from base 282 to 4145 and encodes 1287 amino acids.
AAGUCCCGCCCCGGUGUGUCAGAAGAAGACGGUCGGCCAUUUUAAGUAUAUCAGUCGUCAUUUCACAUCGCAUCAGUAGGACGGAAAGCGAACGUCUGGACUCAAUUUCAUCAAAUUUCUCUUACAACUGUAGUGGAGAAUUGCCUACUGCUCAUGAACUUAAACUCAACUAAAUUCCAAACCAAGUAGAUCCUUGUGAAGUGACUCAUAAGCCAGCAAUUUCCAGUGUCGAGAGUUUGAAUUUUUGGGCACCUCCAUGUUAGCUAAGGGUUAGAGAGGAAAUGGCUGUGGAAAGCAUGACUGUCCAUCCAAACUCCCCAACCAACCACGAACACAACAGUCUCCUGACUGACGAAAGGCCAGAGGAUGGAGAGCUGGAGGAGGGCGAGUUGGAGGAUGAUGGAGGUGAAGCUGAGAUGCAGAUGGGAGGCGACGCGUCCGCUGGAGGAGGAGGCGCAGAGGGGAGCGAUGAAGUGGGAGGCGGUGACGGCGGCGCGGCAGGGGACGCCGGUGGCGGCGACCGUCCCCCUCGGACUCGGGAACGCAACGCUAGCAGUAACUCGGACGAGGAGCGCUCGCACCGACGCAAACGCAAGAGGAAGAAAGAGAGGGAACGCGAGCGGGAGAAGAGGCGUGCCAAGAAGAAACGCAAGUCGAAGCACAAGCGCCACGCCUCCUCUGACGACGACUUCUCUGACUUAAGUGACGAUUCCGACUAUUCUCCCAACGAGAAGAGAAAGUACAGAGAGUACAGUCCCCAGUACCCUCCAACCUCUCGCGGUGGCUACGUUGGUUCCAAAAAGGGCGGCUACAUGAAGAUGGACAAGCAGGGCUACGGCGGCUACGAUGACUACGAGGAGGACAACUACGAGGGGGAGGAGGAGCACGAUAUGGGUAGCGAGGAGUACGACGACUACGCCAAGGAGCUCAACAUGUAUCGCAAAGCCAAAGAGGGCGGGCGCGGGGGACGAGGUGGGCGUGGCCGCAUGAGAAACAUGAGAGGCCGCGGUGGAAUGAGAGGCGGCCGUCGAGGAGGACGAGGAGGUAGCCGAGGAAGAGGAGGGAGAAGCGGAAAGAUGGGCGAUGAAGAUGGAGAUGGUUACGUGGAGGAAAUGGAGUAUGACGACGACUAUGACAACAUGGUUGAAGACGACUAUGAUGACUAUCAGUACAAAAAGUCCAAAGAGAGAGGAAGAGGCAGAGGCGGGCGCGGAAGAGGUCGAGGCAAAGGAGGACGCGGCAUGAUGAGAGGAGGCAAAAUGAGAAGUCGUGGACGAGGGCGAGGGGACAUGGGCCAUGACGACGAUAACAAUGGAGACAUGGACAAUGGGGACGGAGGAGGGGAUGCAGGAGGAGGAAUGGGCAAGAGGAAUCAAAAUGAAAAGUACCAGGAUAAGAAAGGAAAAGCCAUCUGCAAGUAUUACAUUGAAGGCAGAUGUACUUGGGGUGACCACUGCAACUUUAGCCAUGACAUCGAAUUGCCCAAGAAGAAGGAACUGUGCAAGUUUUACAUCACGGGCUACUGCGCUCGAGCCGACCACUGCCCUUACAUGCAUGGCGAAUUCCCUUGCAAGCUGUUCCACACUACAGGCAAUUGCGUCAACGGCGACGAGUGCAUGUUCUCCCACGACAACCUUAAUGACGACACCCAGGAACUGCUCAAUAAGAUGCUAGCUGAGGAUGCAGAGGCUGGGGCAGAGGAUGAGAAGGAGGUGGAGGAACUGAAAAAGCAGGGAAUUAACCCUCUGCCCAAACCCCCGCCCGGCGUGGGCCUCCUUCCCACUCCUCCUCGCCCGACACCCGUCGAAGUCAAUGCCGGAGCGGGGGAUUUCGGAGGCCCCGCAUCUGGUGAUUUUGGGGGAAUCCCAGCUGCCAAUUCGGCACCCAUCGCCACCAAGGUUUCCCCCAUUGGGGCCGGGCAGAUACCUUCUCCCAACUCCUGUGGUGGUGGUCCUCCACUACAAAAUCCGGAUGGAGCUUCUUACCAAGGAGCACCCCUAAAUCCCAGUGGACCCUCCCCUCACAUGGGCUCUCCACCUGCUGCUGGUGGAGGCGGUGGCGGAAAGAAGAUCCCGUCUUUGUUUGAGAUCAAAGUGCAGCCCACCGGACAACUCGCUCAUAAACUGGCUGUCAAAAGUCAGCCUCCCGGCAACAGCCAGGCAGCGACCCCAGGAACUGGCGCACCAGGAGCAGCGCAGUCCGGCUUCCCCACCGAGAGCAUGGGAACAUUCGCAUCUGGUGAUUGUCCUCCUCACGGGGGCGCCUUGCAGCAACCUCAGAGUGGAGGGAACUACACUUUCUUCAAUCAAGAGGGAAUGAAGAUGGAAGGAGCGGUGGAAGAGGGUGCUGGCAAGUUAAUCAGUCAGGAGGACGCCGCCAACGGUACCAAUCAGGGAGGAAUUUCUGUCUCGGAUCUCCUGCCGCCAGCACAGCGCGUCCUGUUCAUGAGAAUUCAGCAGAAGCAACAGGAGGAGGAGGAGCGGGCCCGGCGCAUGGAUGGAACCAUUGAGAAGAGCAGAGACACCGAGGGUGACUCUGGCAAUUGGUACUCCAGCGAGGAUGAGGACGGUGGCGGCAGCGUUACAUCCAUCCUGAAGACACUCCGGCAGCAGACGCAGGCUCCUCCAAAGCCUGAACCGCCGAGCGACCCUCGUCUCCAGAAGGCUGUCAACCCCCCUACACGGCCCGCCGACCCACGCCUGGCCCGCGACCCACGUCUGGCACGCGCCAUCGAAGCCGACCUGAUACCGCCUGCGCCCUCAUCGGGCCCACCGGCAGACCCACGAUUAGCCCGAUUGGCAGCUACCUCGGCGGGGUCUGCCACCCACCAAGCCUCCACCCCCAAACCGGAGCCUCCCCUGAUCUACAAACCCCCACCCCUCACAGCACCAGCAGCGGAGGAGGAGGAGACAGAGAGAGUUCUACGAGAGAAACCGGUCCCCAUCCCUCUGGACCCCCUCAUGGGAAUGGCGCUUAGGGACCCCCGCUCCCAGCUGCAACAAUUUAGUCACAUCAAGAAGGACAUUGUUUUCCACAUGCCCGCAUUCUCUAAAACCAUCACCUGGUCCCCCGAGGACCUCCUCCCAUUACCCCUUCCCAAACAGGACUUUCUUCCUCUGCCCCCAGGCAUUCCUCCGGUUUCCUCCCUCGACCCACGUCUGUCCCGUGUCGUCCACUCACAGUCUCCUCCCGUAGUGCCGCCCCCCUCCUUAGAUCCCACCGUCCCUACGCCAUCCUCCACCCUACCAGACUUUGAACUUCUGUCUCGCAUCCUAAAGACGGUCAGUUCCAGCCCGUCCCACUCCAUGUCCCCUCCGCUGGCGCCCACCCCUGCUACCCCAAUGGCACUUCUGAGUCAACCUCCCCCUCUUCCUUCCACUCCAUCAGAAAAGCCUAUGGACCCCCGAAUGGCGCGGAAAGCCCCCUCAGAUCCGCGCCUCCAGCCACAGAAAUCUGCUCUAAAGCAGCCGUCGGAACCUCUGGCCCCGCCCCCCGAAUCCUCAUCCUCUUUGGGGUCUGCGCCGGGAUCCCCGCCCCCCUCCAUUGCCCCUUACGAUCCCAGGCUCCUCUCUUCUGGCGGGUCUGGACGCAGCGCUGUGCCCAGCGCACCAGGGGGCACCAACGUCUUGAGCAACAUCAGUUUGUAUGACCCUCGGACUAACAAACCUGGAAGCCCUGGCACCGCCGGCGGCCCCAACAACUCCCCAAACUCGGAGUCUCGUUCCGGCGAGCCGUCUACGGGCAAAGCAAAACCCAAGGAGCCCUUGUUUGUGCGCAAAUCUGCGCUGGACCAACCCGAACCGGAAAAAAGCGCCGAGCAGGGCACCGACCGGUACAACAGCUACAACAGACCCCGACCUAAACCUGCACCUUCGCCCAACUCCGCCGCCCAGAGUGGACUCCCCACCGGGGCCCCGGCAACUCCUGGAGCACCUGCUGAACAACCUCCCGCUGGUGUCCACAACCUGCCCGUGUCCACCCUUUUCGGGGUGGUGAAGCAGGCCGGUAAGCCCGGGGGAACCAGCAGUCCAUUUGGGGGGAACAGCCCGGCCCAGACGGAGCAACCCACCGCCGAGCAGGACAACGGAUCACUCAAGGACGUUUUCAAGGGAUUUGAUCCAACCGCGUCGCCCUUCUGCCAAUGACGGCAGUCGACUCCUGACAUUUUGCUGAUCCAACAUGGACGCACUGCAUAAGCGCGAAAAGACUUUGGGGGGACAUGGGAGAAUUUAAAUGUCUAUUUUAUAGAGAGGAAUUGUAUAAGUGUGGACAGAAGAGACAGCGUUUUAGCAUCCACUCGUUACCUCACUCAUCUCACCUCCAACUAGAGCAUUGAAUAAUGGUGGAAUUAAAGUUUUCAUCAUUUGUCUUAUGGUAUGAUUAACACAACAGCACCACUGCCUGCCGUUCUACAAGCAGCUUUGUUUCCUUUUUUGAAUAUUUAUUUUUCUACUUCCAUGCACUGUCCCCCCAAGGAGGGCCCAGUUUUUAAUGUUCAUCACCUUAUCUGUUUCAUUGAGGUUCUUUUCCAUCACUAUCCUCCCCAUUCAUGUUGCUCUGUUUCCUGAGAAAUCAGUUCAGAGUGGGAACGUCCACGUUGCGUCACUGGCGUUCUUGAUGGCGGCGUGACAAUCACAAACGUUUUACUCGCCACCCAGAAGGUUUCUUGAGAGGCCAGAGGUUCGAGACCACCUCCAUCAGACAAGACCCUCUUUUGUAAAAAAGAAAAAUGUUCCUUUUAAUUUAUUUUUAUACUUAAAAAUGAUUUCCACGUAUUUGUCGUUUGUUGUUUUAACACAGUGUAUUUUUUUUAUUAGGUUAUGUCAUUCAAUGCACAUUAUUUUCCUUUUGGGCUUUGUAAAUCUGCUUUCAUUUCUUUGCAAUAACAAUAUCCAUUUGAGCCAUUUCUUGUCUGUUGUAAUGAAGGGGUUGACUUUUCUAACUGUACAAUAUAGGUGAGUAUUUGAAAUAAAAACAUCAACCAU